AUGUCAACCUUGCGGUUGCUCCUGGCAUGUCUGGUUCUUUUCGUAGGCGCUCGAUCGGCAUCGGCUGCGACAAGGAGAUCUUCCGAAAAGCCCAACUUUGUGUACAUCAUUGUCGAUGAUCAGGACUUUUCCACGGCCAGCCCGCAGAUCAUGCCUAGGCUGACCGAGAGGAUUGCCUCCCAAGGUACCAACUUCACACACUUCUAUACCCCCAUGUCUAUCUGCUGCCCUUCGAGGGUGGGAUUCCUCCGAGGCCAGCAUGGUCAUUCGCACAACGUGACCAACGUGGCCCUGCCAUACGGCGGCUGGACUCGAUUCGUGGCCCAGGGAUACCGUCGGGAUUAUCUUCCUACCUGGCUUCAAGAGGCCGGCUACAACACCUACUACACGGGCAAGCUUAUGAAUGGAAACACGGUCAAGAAUUGGCAGGCGAGCCCUGUCCUUGGCUUCAAUCGAAGCGCGAUUCUCAACGAUCCAUUCACGUACGUCUACAACACUGCAUCUUUCGCGAUUGACGGGAAGCAGCUGGUGCAGUACGAGGGUCAAUACAGCACCGACGUUGUCCGCGACUUCGGUCUGCAGUAUCUGGAAGAGGCCGCAUCUUCAGGCCAGCCUUUCUUUGUUGGCAUUGCACCAAUUGGUCCCCACGCGGAGACAACGUUCAUCAAUGGCUCGGCGAUCUUUUCGAAUCCAGUCCCUGCAAAGCGACACAAAGACUUGUUUGCUACCGAGGUUGCGCCGCGAAAGAGCUCGUUCAACGCAGACGAUCCUUCCGGAGCUGGCUUCGUCCGAGAUCUUCCGCAUCUGAACAGCUCGGUGGUCGACUACCUUGACGAGUGGUACCGCGACCGCUUGCGCUCUUUGCAAGCUGUCGACGAGCUGGUCGGUGCAGUGAUGGACAAGGCAGAGCAGCUCGGCAUCCUCGACAAUACCUACUUUAUCUACUCGUCAGACAACGGCUACUCUGUCGGGGAGCAUCGACGUCAGCCGGGAAAGACCACGGGCUACGAAGAAGACAUCCGACAAGACGCCGUUUACAGCAACAUCGAUCUGACGGCCAGCAUUGUGGAAAAGGCCCAAGCGCAGCCGAGCUACGAUCUUGAUGGCCGCGUCAUGGCCUGGGCGGAGGACAAGACCAGCUUCCGCAAGUCCGGUACCGCCACGCAUCACCUGAGCGAGUUCUGGGUCUCGCAGACGGACGGCGAGGGCAGGUACUCGGGCGAAGGUCCGGUCAUCUUAAAGUACAGAACCCUUCGCGUCAAGGACGGCGAGCACGACCUUUCCUACACCGUCUGGUGUACUGGAGAGCGAGAGCUCUACAACAUGGCCAAGGACUCGGACCAGAUGAACAAUCUUGUCGGGCAGCUGGCUUUCUACAGCAGCCUCAACAGCACGAGCAGCGACGCCGAAAGGAUUGCAUCGCGCAUGGAUGCCCUUCUCCUCAAUCUCAAGACGUGCCACGGCAGUCUCUGUCGGCGCUUGUGGUACAACCUCUUCCCCGAAGGACAGGUGCAAGAUCUGAGCAGCGCACUGCAGACCCGCUGGGAUGCCUACUUUGACUCGAUGCCCCGAGUACACUUUGACACCUGCCGGGACGGAUACUUUCCCACGGAGGAGCUGCCAGCCUGGCGCAACGAGCUUGUCUACGUAGACCCGGCUCUUCUGGCUUAG
Molecule: messenger RNA, 1671 nt
Organism: Moesziomyces aphidis
Lineage: Eukaryota; Fungi; Basidiomycota; Ustilaginomycetes; Ustilaginales; Ustilaginaceae
Source: the annotation of a GenBank genome assembly